Messenger RNA from Pyricularia grisea, 378 nucleotides. RefSeq lists its product as uncharacterized. The record is from RefSeq and is a predicted model, not a curated record. The transcript has 2 exons. NCBI's taxonomy places the organism in Eukaryota, Fungi, Ascomycota, Sordariomycetes, Magnaporthales, Pyriculariaceae. The coding region runs from base 1 to 378 and encodes 125 amino acids.
AUGAUACCCAUUCAACAUGAAGCAUCUCGAAUUGAAAGCAAGGGCAAUGUUAUCGAUGCCUCAACCCUAACAGUGACCUUGACGGAGGAGCAAAAGGUUUUGCGGAAGAUUGACCGGACAGUGCUACCCGUGAGGUGCCCUGUCUUCUUCCUGCAGUAUCUCCACAAGCAAGGUCUGAGUUAUGCGGGUUUCUUUGGGGGCAUUAAUUGGGUGCAAUAUGCCUUUUCCUCGAUGCGCCUACCAACGUUGCGCCGUUCACCAGUGACCACCGUCCGCUUCCUCCUCGGCAUCACAGAAGGUUGUGUUAGCUCGGAAUAUGUCACCAUCACAUCAUUUUGUUACCAGAAGCAGGACUACGCCAUCCGCACCGCGACCUGA